Theobroma umbraticum is the source of this 2155-nucleotide messenger RNA. NCBI's taxonomy places the organism in Eukaryota, Viridiplantae, Streptophyta, Magnoliopsida, Malvales, Malvaceae. The record is from RefSeq and is a predicted model, not a curated record.
CUCUCCCCACUGUGUUUGGUUUCUGGGAAUUUGAAAGAAAAUUGGAGAAAGCUUUUGGAAUGGUUAUGUUUUAUGUUCGUAUUAAGGAUUUCAAAGUGGAAAGAGAUUGUAAAAGAAAAGUAGAACCGAAGUAGGCAAUCAAAAAAAGUUGGUUUUGUUCAAACUUGCUUUUGGGUGGAUAGAAAGGAGAAAAUUCUUUCUAUUUUGAAUUCAAAUUUUACGUUUGGUAUUGGGUUUCUUUCAUUGUAUUUGAAACAAAAUGGAGCAUUAAAUUGGGUCUUUUGCUAAUUUAUUAAAGUUUCAUUCUUUGUUUAAGAACUGUUAGAUCGAAUGUGGAUUCAAUGAGCUUGAUUUUUUGUUUCAGAUCAUCGAAGCUAGCUUUGAAAUUUCAUUCUGUGCUAGAAAGAAAUGCUGAUUCUAUUACAUUGAGUUUUUUUGAUUAAUUAAGUAGUCUUUAUUUUGUUGAAUAAGUUAUCAAGUUUGCUAUUAAUUGUGAUAUUGAUGUCAAAUAAACCAACUGUCAUUGAUUUUUCCAUCAUUUUGGAUCAGUUUUUGGUGUAAAAGUUGACUUAAAAGAUGCAACUUGUAAGUUUAUAGUGAUUAGUUUGGUUCAAUAUUAGGAUUAAAGUUCACUCCUUGAUGGCUUUCUCUAUAGUUUUCUAUGAUGCGAGAUCUGUAAACUUCUCUGAUUCAGACUUGCUUGAGUUUUUCUUCAUCUCCUUUAUUCUAGUUUCUGUGGGUUCUAGUUUAUCUGACCUGUUCCAGGGUCAUACUGCUACUUGGUAUUUCAUAUUUUGGCUCUUCCUGAGAGUAGUAGGAUUUUUAAUUUGCAGUUCGUGUUCUAGGCAUUACCAUGUGCAAGAAUGGGAAAAAAACAUGGAAAGCAAUCCCCAGUGUAGGCUGCUAAAGCCAAUUGUUUGUCUGAUGUGGGAUAGAUUAAUAGUUGGAAGCUUGCCCUGUUAUAGUUCAAAUUCAGAUGAGAUCUGUUGCCAUUUGCCUUUCAAUGUUGCAAGCCCCCAGAGGUGGAAUCCAUGGCUUAGCUAAUUUUUGUUGGGAAAGCUUCCACAGUUUAAGUGGACGUCGUGUAAACAGUUCAAGCUUCAAGCUGCUUGCUUCGAAAACCUAUGGGCUUGAAGGAGGUUACAGUAGGAGAUGGAUUAGAAGGCCUGUGACAACAAAAAUAGACGGAAGAAGCAAGACUAACCGGAACACUAAACCUAGUAACCUUGUGCAUGAAAUUUUAGAUGAAAAAGUUUCAACAAGCAGCUCUACAUUGAAUUUAAACAAAACAGAAGUAAGUGAAAGUCAACAGCUUCAGUACAGUGGUAUUCAACAGAUGAUUGCAGAGAACAAAGACUUAGCCAGCCUUGUGACAUUUAUCAUUUACGAUACCGAGACUUCAGGUCUUAGCAGAAAAGAAGACCGAAUUAUUGAGAUAGCUCUUCAAGAUCUGUCAGGAGGCGAAAACAGUACAUUCCAGACAUUGGUUAAUCCUGGACGCUAUGUUCCUAAUUCUCAUGUUCAUGGCAUCACAACCAACAUGGUCUGCAGACCUGAUGUCCCAAGGAUGGAGGAACUAAUACCAAUCUUGCUGCAGUUUGUUAAAAGCCGUCAGAAGCCUGGGGGUUAUGUGUUGUGGGCUGCUCACAAUAGUUUUGCUUUCGAUUUACCCUUUCUGAUCAAUGAAUUUAGCCGUUGCUCUUAUGAGAUUCCUUCAAAUUGGUUGUUUAUGGACACCCUUUCUCUGGCACGUGAAUUGAUUAAGUCUGGAGGAUCCAACCUCCCAUCAGGAACAUCCCUACAAGCACUUCGUGAGCACUACAAAAUUCCAUUAGUUGGUUCAGCUCACAGAGCCAUGUCUGAUGUAAGGACCUUAUCAAUGGUUCUACAGAUGUUGACAUUUGACUUGAAACUCUCACCGUCAAACCUCGUGACAAGAUCUUCCACAGCCUUGGAAUAUAUCAACAAUAAAAGGAAAAAGAAUUAAGGCUAGUUUCAAGUUGUUCUUUUAUAUACUGUAUUUAAUUAUUUACUGUAAUUCUUAACCCAUUCUUACCAAUAAAAUGCUAAGCUGCAUUUGUCCAUUCAAUCACUAUGUGUCUCGGUGUAUCAAUAACUUUCCCUGAAGAAUGAAAACAUCUUUUGUUUUCUGGAA